Molecule: messenger RNA, 1419 nt
Organism: Pseudopodoces humilis (Tibetan ground-tit)
Lineage: Eukaryota; Metazoa; Chordata; Aves; Passeriformes; Paridae
Gene: SFXN1
Product: sideroflexin 1
Biological process (GO): monoatomic ion transport; serine import into mitochondrion
Cellular component (GO): mitochondrial inner membrane
Molecular function (GO): monoatomic ion transmembrane transporter activity
Source: RefSeq, a predicted model, not a curated record
CCUCGCCCGCGGCGCCGAGCGAGGCUCUUCCGGGCAGCGCGGGGCCGGCGGCCGGGGAUUGUGUGACAGCGACACAGAUUCCAGGCCUGCAAGAGACAAGCCUCCCUGCUGCAAGAUCAUCAUUUCCAGGGGAGGAACACACCAAAUAAUUCCAAGAGCUUUUGAAGAUGGCAGCAGGUAUCCCAUUAGAUAUUAAUAUCAAGGAGCCUCGAUGGGAUCAAAGCACAUUUACUGGACGAGCCAAUCACUUCUUCACUGUAACAGACCCCAGGAAUAUUUUGUUAUCUGAUGCCAAACUGGAAAGUGCAAGAAAAAUUGUGCAUGAUUACAGACAAGGUAUCGUGGCACCUGGCUUGACAGAAGAUGAGUUGUGGAGAGCAAAAUACAUCUAUGAUUCAGCUUUCCACCCAGACACUGGGGAGAAGAUGUUCGUGAUCGGCCGAAUGUCCGCCCAGGUCCCCAUGAACAUGACCAUCACAGGCUGUAUGAUGACCUUUUACAGAACGACACCAGCAGUGCUUUUCUGGCAGUGGGUCAACCAGUCCUUCAAUGCUAUAGUAAAUUACACGAACAGGAGCGGGGAUGCCCCAAUCACUGUCAGGCAGCUGGGAACAGCCUAUGUUUCUGCCACCACAGGUGCUGUUGCAACAGCCUUAGGACUUAAUUUACUAGCAAAGCGCGUCUCACCUCUUAUAGGGAGGUUUGUUCCUUUUGCUGCUGUUGCUUCUGCCAACUGCAUCAAUAUUCCACUAAUGAGACAAAGGGAACUCCAGUUUGGAAUUCCUGUCACAGAUGAGGAUGGAAAAAGACUGGGUGAUUCAUCCAAAGCAGCUCAGCAGGCAAUCACCCAGGUGGUGAUAUCCAGGAUUCUGAUGGCUUCUCCUGGCAUGGCAAUUCCUCCCUUCAUAAUGAAUACCCUGGAAAAGAAAGCCUUUUUAAAGAGAUUUCCUUGGCUGAGCGCUCCCAUCCAGGUUGGAUUAGUUGGAAUGUGUCUCGUGUUUGCAACUCCCCUGUGUUGUGCACUGUUUCCUCAGAAAAGUUCAAUGUCGGUGUCACGCUUGGAGCCCGAUUUGCAAGCCAGGAUCAAAGAAAACAGCCCUGGCCUAGAACGUGUGUACUUCAAUAAAGGAUUAUAACUCAAGGAAGGCAAAGUAUUUUUCAAGGAAACACUUGUGAACUUAUUUUUUGAAUUGUGUGCCAACACAGACAAGAACACACCUUUAUCUUGUCCUUUUGUUAAACAAGUUUGAUCAUCUGCAUUAUUUUACAGUUAAAGACUUUCCUCAGUGUAGUGUUUAAAUUACAUAAGGCCACUUUGUCCACUUUGGUAUUGUUUAAAAGUUUAAACAUAUAUAUGCAGAGAUGUUUACAUAAGUUCUCAAGCAGCUACAAUAACAAUAAACAAGCGCACCAUGAAAA